UGGCUCGAGCGAUGGGCCUUUUGUGGGCCUUGGAAAGACACCGUAAGCCCCUCGUCUCUUCCUCAACCGGGUCGCGAUGGCACUGCGCUUCGCGCUGGCGCGAGCGAUGGGACUCUGCGCGUCUGCCAUGCCGCCGCGGCAGGCGCGCAGGCUCACGCCGCACGUGAACGGGGCGUGCCAGCGGGUGGCGGCGAGGCCCCAGUCGACCAGGGCCUCCUUCGACUCCGUCCUGCAGGCGAAGAUCGGUCCUGCUGGCUGCGUGGACCUCUGCUUCCAUGAUGGCGCGGCCUUCCGUUUCCACGCCCUCUGGCUUCGAGACGCGUGCCGCACGGAUGUGUUCGUGAACGCGGCCAGCGAGCGGAUUCUCGGCAAGACGUUGCUCGUGCAGGGGUGCCCAGCCGACCUCCACGCGACGUCGGCGCAAACCACUGCCGACGGCGGCCUCCGCGUCGACUUCAGCGACGGCAACAGCGGCAAAUUCGAUGCGCACUUCCUCCGCAGCUACGCGGGCACCGUGGCGCACGGCCUGGGCGGCGAGAGCCGGAGGCCGCUCGUCGAGACCGACUGGCUCAAGCCGUACUGCGGCUUCCCUGACGUCAGGUCCCCAGGCAAAGCCCAGGUGAACUUGUGGACGAGCCGUUCUGGCCCAGCGUUCCAGGAGAUGACCCUCGAAGAAGUCAUGGCGCCUGCUGGGAACCUCGAGAUGCUCCAGGUCCUUCUCCGCGACGGCGCCUUCAAGAUCACCGACGUGCCUUCGCCAGGCCCGGCUGCUCUCCACGCCUUCGCCGACGCUUGUUUCAACGGCCUGCAGAAGGACCCGUCGCGGACAGAGGCGAAUUGGGAGAUUGCGCCGAAGGAGGGCGCUGCCUCGAUUUCCUACGCUCCCACGCUGAAGCUCAAUAACCACACCGACCAGUCGUUGCCCAACCAUGGCAUUCCGGCCCUCUUCCUCGUGAUGCAUACGGCGAGGGGUUACGGCGUGAACACGCUUGUCGACACCUCUGCUGUCUGCGAGGCUCUGCGCGAGCGUGAUCCUGAAGCGUUCGAGCUAAUUAGCCGAUACGGUAGCCCCCAGCGGAGGUUUACCGCUGCGAGCCGGCAAGACGCCGACCAAGGCCACACAGUGAAUUUGUGCGUGAUGUCAGGAAAGCCCAUCAUCCAGCUGGACGACGCGGGCGGCAUCAUUCGCACGCAGUACAACGAGGUCUUCCGGAUUCCGUCGGAGCUUCCGUUCGACAUCUUCAAGCCGUGGUAUGCGGCCUAUCUGAAAUUUGGACAGAUGAUCCAUUCAGAUGAGUUCGUGCGUCGUUUGCGGGUUGAAGCGGGCCAGAUCGUGGUGGUGAACAAUUGGCGUGUGAUGCAUGGGCGCGAUGGCCAUUGGGACGGCACUCACUCCAACAUCCAGUCUGCGGACCGUUUCUUGACGGGAGGCACAGUGACGCGGGAGAAUAUGCUCAGCAAGGCCCGUGAUCUUUUGCAGCAGGUCCACGGAUCCGAGUUGUACGGGACUCAGUUAAUUUCGUGAAUUAGUUGUUCCCCUUUACCUCAAGAAGAUCUUGCACGUUUACCCUCCGUCCCUCUCCACCUUCAUGCUUCUGCUCUUUUUCCUCAAGUUCCCAGUCGGAGCUGACAACUCGUGCGCAGGGACGCCUUGGUUUCUGCGACACAAGACAUGAUAGUCUGGCGAAAGUGCUGUGCGUACACAAGACGAGGCGCGAAUUCGCAAACGCCUGCGAGUUUGGCGCGCGUGCCGCCUUCCAACCACCAAGCUUCUGUCUGAGUGAGCAUCAUGCCCACACCACGCGGGCGUAUCGUUUGUCCUCUCGCUCCUAUCGGAGACUAUUAUCGUUUGUCGUCCCUCCCUUCCUCUACACAGCUUGCACGUGCUUCUUUGUCAAGUAUUUGCUAGGCAGCACAAGGGUGCAACCUUUUGCGUUCUAUCAGCAAAAUGGGCGGCGGAUACCUUGAGUCCUAGCAGCAGCCUGCUCGCAUGCGACGGCCUUAUCCAGGCUGGCAGCAGGUCGGUGUCAAACCCGGCACCAUCAAGCUGGCUAUCCUGCGAGGGUCAAUGUGCCGAUCCGCUGGGUCGAACGUGAAGGGUGGGCGACUUCGUUCAGCUUUGAGGGGUUGCGAUCUGACUGAGCGGUUUCGGUGGUGAUUGGCUAUGCGCUGGGACUGGCGAGACUUCGCCCUAAUAUCGGCCACGCGGACAGGAACUGUCCACAUUUGUAGAUUUCGUGGCCCUUCAUCUUCUCCUCCUCCUCCUCCUCCUCCCCCUCCUCCUCCUCCUUUUCCUCCCCUUGCCCCUCCUUCGCUCUUACGCUUCUUUGCUAGCAUAUCCCGGCAGGUUGACGCACCGAUUUCGUGACUGACACCAAGAGAUGGGGUCACGUCUUGCCGCUGGCGCCCUGUUUGGGUGAUUGAUUCAGUAGCAGUCGAAGUGAAAUUGUGAAAAUAUUGUUGCACAGGUGAUCGUGUAUUUCUUCGUCCGUCGCCAGGUGCUGAGUCUCUGAAUUAGAAUGUCUCGUUGUUCUCUUUGACCCAUCAGCACUCGCCACUGAGACCC
Prorocentrum cordatum is the source of this 2566-nucleotide messenger RNA. The record is from the annotation of a GenBank genome assembly. NCBI's taxonomy places the organism in Eukaryota, Dinophyceae, Prorocentrales, Prorocentraceae.